Cylicocyclus nassatus is the source of this 608-nucleotide messenger RNA. The record is from the annotation of a GenBank genome assembly. NCBI's taxonomy places the organism in Eukaryota, Metazoa, Nematoda, Chromadorea, Rhabditida, Strongylidae.
AUGCGAAAGAGUGCCAAGACAAGAAAAGAGGUUGCCGUCCUAGACCACCGAAACAUUGACGCUAGUGAAUUAUUGUCAUGUAUACUGAGGGCCGUAGUAGUCAAUGAAGGCUGGGUGAACGUGUACAGGUCCAGUAAGACGAACAAGUUUGGCAUCGAUUUGUGUGGAAUUUGCAGCAUGGAAUCAAGAGGUCUAUUGGAGUAUUACGAAAUAGGUCUGGAGGUUCCAAUGGACGGAAAUGCAUAUUUUGUUUGUGGAUCACAACGUCUCCAGAUGUUCCAUAACAGGAAACAGUAGCACCACAUGUGGCCUUUGAGAUAUCAACUCUCCAGUUUCAAAUUCUCAGGAAGCACAAAUCUGUUAUACCUGCUCCAUCUGACUACGUCUCUCAAACUUUUGUUUCCGCUAUUUUGAAUCCUAUUGUUUCUAGUGUUUGGUUAUUACUUACUUUGACUCAUAGUGCUGAUUACUGUUCCAUUUGUAUGAGGCAACUAGUGUGCACAACUACUGAUUCUUCUUUAUCAUUCAUCAGAGUCAUUACAUCAAUGCGUACUACACGAUUUGUAAUAUACUUACUUCCAAUGUGAAAUAAACCUUCUGAGCAUAUG